AUGGCGACGACGCACACCCCGAAGGCGAGAAACACGGCCUUCGAGCAGUUCGAGAAGGCGUCGCCCACCACCUUCCCCAAGCUCGAGGAGGCCGAGCAGCGCAGGCGCCGAUGCUGCAGCCAGAAGGUCUGGGCCAUCACGCUCAUGGCCGUGGGCAGCCUGACCGCGAUCCUCGGCGUCCUGUACGGCACCGCCAUGCCCGCCUACGUCAACUCGGCCGUGAACGACGAGGUAGUGCACUGCUCGGACUCGGACGUGGCCAAGGAAAGCUACCUCGACCCGUACGGCGACUGCGACGACUGCUCGCCCUACUACGUGUCCCUCUACAUGCUCAACGCCACCAACGCCGAGGACUACCUCGCCUCCAACGCCAAGCUGCAAGUGCAGGAGAUGGGGCCGUACGUGUAUCGCCGCCGCGAGAUCAAGCUGGACGUGUCCCUGUCGGACGACGCCUCCACCGUCACGUACAAGACGUACACGUACCACACGUUCGAGGCCGACAAGAGCUGCGACGGCUGCUCCGACUCGGACGAGAUCGUGAGCUUCGACACGGGCUACUUCAGCGUCAUCGCCGGCACCGGUGGCGAGUACAACCUGCUGGCGCAGGUGGCCCAGGCGUCCUUCGCCCUUGGGCAGAACGCGUCCGACAUCGACUCGAUCAUUCACGAUAACGGCGAGCAGAUGAUGCGCUGGAUGAGCGGCCUCAACUCGCUGGACCCGGAGGCCAUGAAGACGGUGACCAACAACAGCGCCGUGGUCGCCUUCCUGGCCACGGGCCCGGAGGCCAUCGCCGACUUGGAUCUGUCGGGCUUCGCGUACAACGGCAUCUUCGCCAAGCGCACAGCGUCCCAGUGGGCGCUGGGCUACCCGAGUCUGCUGACCGGCCUCAUCCUGAGUGCCAACUACAUCAAGGUCUGCGCUGUGGACGGCGGCCUGAACGAGCAGUGCGCAGCCUGCAGCGGCGACGACUGCCUGGCCAUUGCGUCGUCCUGCGCUACGUGCACUAAGGGUGCGGCAGUCAUGGCGGUCAACAAUAUCACGUGCGCCACCAUUGAGUCCAUCUACGCCGCCGAGUACGGCGCCGAGGAAGCGGCCAGCUUUGCCAAGACCACCUGCGGAGGCCUCUGCACCGACUACGGCCUGUGUGCUGCCCCGAUUCCAGGUAUCAUUGAAACCUCCGGCAUGGACUACUCCAAGGCGGCCCCGGAUGCGUCGUCACUCAGCGCCUACGUCAAACGCACAGGCUGCGACGACCGCAGCAAGAUCGGAACGUAUGUUGAGUACAACGGCUUCACUGUCGCGCCCUUGUGGGCGGACCUGGGCGAGCGCCGCAACCCGACGCUGGCCGAGAUCAUCGCUUUCAAGAGCUACGCCAACUGCGACGCACCGCUGGCCAACGUCACGUGCUUCAAUGUGUCGGGCACGGACGGCUCGGCGCUCAAGCCUGGCGGCGUGACCGUCAACGGCAUGGCCAAGCACACUACCGUCGACAGCUUCGACUCGUACUUGGGCCCGGCCGAGAUCUCCAUCCCCAUCUCGAGCCUGGACACGGAGGUGGACUUUGACGGUGUGUCGCUGCACCGCUUCGGCACCCCAACCGACGUCUUCGCGUACUCGGACGAGCACGCCGCGAUCGGCUCGGGUAUCCCCGUGAACGGCCUGCACCAGCUGAGCUUCAUCACGGGCUUCCUGUCGUACAUGUCCGGCCCGUUCUUCGUCUACGGAGACUCGUCGUUGCUGGAGGGCGUGGAGAUGACCAAAAGCGACGGCACGGUCGUGACGGCCGACACCAUGUACGACUCGGACGGCAGCCUGGCCGAGAGCUACUUCAACGCGUACGGCACGUUCGUGGACAUCGAGUCGGGCACGGGCCAGACCAUGAGCGCGCGCAAGCGGUCGCAGGUCUCGUACGCGCUGUCCACCUCGACCACUGUGGCCAACGCCUCGAUGAGCGACCUCGUGUGGCCGGCGCUGCCGACGGAAGUGGUGCUGCCGACCUACUGGGUGCAGGAGGCGGCCGAGGCCAAGGACAGUGUGCUGGACACCUUCAAGAGCACGCUCACGCUGGUCAAGACGUUCCUGCCGGGCCUCAUCGUGCUCAUCAUCGUCGGCUUGCUCGAAGUGGGCGGCGGUGUCCUCCUCUGGCGCCGCCACAAGCUCAAGCUGGAGGCGCAGCGCUACGGCAGCGUCAUCUAG
Phytophthora sojae is the source of this 2196-nucleotide messenger RNA. RefSeq lists its product as hypothetical. Gene Ontology annotation, cellular component: cytoplasm; membrane. The coding region runs from base 1 to 2196 and encodes 731 amino acids. The transcript has a single exon. NCBI's taxonomy places the organism in Eukaryota, Oomycota, Peronosporomycetes, Peronosporales, Peronosporaceae. Gene Ontology annotation, molecular function: scavenger receptor activity. The record is from RefSeq and is a predicted model, not a curated record.